Molecule: messenger RNA, 1512 nt
Organism: Plasmodium malariae
Lineage: Eukaryota; Apicomplexa; Aconoidasida; Haemosporida; Plasmodiidae
Product: lysophospholipase, putative
Exons: 1
Coding region: 1-1512 (503 amino acids)
Cellular component (GO): membrane
Molecular function (GO): lipase activity
Source: RefSeq, a predicted model, not a curated record
AUGGCAGAAAAUUUCGAAGAAACCGCUCCAGAUAGUCAGGUGAUGACUGUACAGAACAAUUUUGAAGAAAGUCUAGAUGGAAAUCCCAAAUUAGGUUCAUUUGUUAAUAAGAAUGGGCUGUUGCUUAAGACAUAUGCGUGGUUAGUUAAGUAUCCAAUAGGUAUUAUGAUAUUAGUGCAUGCUUUAAAUUCUCAUGUUCGUUUUGAAUAUUUAAAUCAUAACGUAGAUAUACAAAGUAAUGAUAAGGUUGUAUUAAAAGAUGCGGACAACUUUUACAUAUACAAAGAUAGCUGGGUAGAGCAUUUAAAUAAACAGGGGUUCUCAGUAUAUGGAUUAGAUAUGCAAGGUCAUGGUGAAUCUGAGUGUUAUCAAAAUGUAAAAACGCACAUAAAUGAAUUUGACGACUUCACUGAAGACAUAUUACAGUAUAUGAACAUAAUUCACAAUUCGCUAUCCCAGGAGGAGGAUGAGCAUACAGGUAGCAUUGGAAGUGAGACAACAAGUGGACUAAGUAGCAACGGAGGUUAUCUUCCAAGUGAUCAAGGAAGUACUGGAAUUGAUGAAGCAGGUGAUCUAAGCGGCAUUGGAAGUGAAGGAACAACAAGUGUUCAGGGAAGCACUAAUGGUAGUGACCUUCCAAAUGGUUGCAGCAACAUUAGCUGCAGUGUUAAGGGUUCAAAGAAGAAGGUCCCGCCGUUCUUUUUAAUGGGUUUAUCAAUGGGAGGUAAUGUGGUAUUACGAACUUUAGAACAAAUUGGUAAAUCUGAGGAAGAUAGUGAUAAUAGAAAAUUAAAUAUAAGAGGAGGUAUAACACUAGGUGGAAUGAUAUCAAUUGAUAGUUUAAAGGAAAAACCUAUUUUUAAAUACUUCUACUUGCCUAUAUCUAAAGUAGCAAAUUAUGUUUUCCCAACUCAAAGAUUUGGUCCAGCCUUAAAUUUUGAGAUGUUUCCAUAUGUUAAUGAUUUAUAUGCUUUUGAUAAGCAUUGUUAUCCUAAGCCUGCAACUAAUAAGCUUUGUAAUGAACUUUUAAAAGCAGUAGACAACUUACAUAAUGAUAUGAAUUAUAUCCCUAAAAACAUUCCACUGUUGAUUGUUCAUUCAGUGUUAGAUAGUGCUUGUUGUUACAAAGGGGUUAAAAAUUUUUUCAAAAAAUUAGAAACAGAAAAUAAGGAAAUGUUUACUUUAGAGGAUAUGGAUCAUGUACUUCCCCUGGAGCCUGGAAAUGAGAGGGUCUUAAUGAAGGUCAGCGACUGGAUAACGCAAAGAGUGGAUGCAAUCCGCUGUGCAGAUUGCGAUGAUUGCAGUGAUAGUAACGAUGAUAAUGGAAGUGCUGCAUGUAGCGGAGAUGCCAGUAGUAUCGAUGAUAAUGGAAGUACCGCAUGUAGCGGAGAUGCCAGUAGUAUCGAUGAUAAUGGAAGUACCGCAUGUAGCGGAGAUGUCCGUAGUAGAAGCGAUAAUGACAAUGUUAGCAGCAGCUGCGCCGAAGACGAAGUCAGCAGUUGCGGUAACUGA